CACAAGCAUAUAAACAUAACGGUCACCUUUUCUAAAGAAAGAACACACGCCAUUUGCAUUUCACCAGAAAACAAGUGAAACACCUCUCCUUCUUCUCGAUGAAUAAAACAGUGCAAUAUUUCUGCUGAAAUCGAAUGUAAUGGUGAUGGUUUUGCCUAGACCCAACAGUAGAAAUCGACCCACCAAAAAAUUAAUCCCAUUUUCUCUUUACAACCGGACUCUCACCUAUCGAAAGCUUCCGGAGCAGCAGUUUCUCAACCUCUCUGUUCUUAAAUUGGACGGCUCUUCCUUCAGUCUUCAUGUGGCGAGAAAUGCUACAGUGGCCGGGCUUAAAUUUGCCGUGGAGGAGGAGUUCAAUAUGUUUCCCCAAGACGAAAGAACAAGAUUAUGGGCCCUUAUAUGGAGCCACUUCUGUUUGUGUUAUGAAGGCCAAAAGCUAAUCCACGAUGUAGCUUGCAUCAAAAAAUACGGGAUCAGAGAUGGCGAUCAGCUUCGCUUCAUCCAGCAUUUGAGAAUAGACCUUGUGCCAACACCAAAGCAGGCCAAGGAUCCAAGAGUCAAGUCCAAACACGGUUCAACAUGUAAACAUGAUAGUGAAGAUGAAUGUGCAGAGCUAAGGUACUUGCUUCCACAAUCCAAAUCCCGAUUAAAGGCUUCUUUCAAGGGGUUGCUCUCAUGUUCUAAGUUUUGAUACUUGGAAACGAAAAUUCAAGAAUGAUGAUUUCAUUCUGAUUUAGGAGCUAGGUAGGAGUAGGAUCAGUUGAAGUAGUGAAUGAUGUUUUGUUAUUGAAUCUACCAUCAAAAAACGAGAUGAUGCUUUGAGAUAAUCUAAUUUCACUUUUUUUACCCUGCAAAAAUCAUAAGAGUUAACACUAA
This is a messenger RNA of Salvia miltiorrhiza (redroot sage), 876 nucleotides long. RefSeq lists its product as uncharacterized. NCBI's taxonomy places the organism in Eukaryota, Viridiplantae, Streptophyta, Magnoliopsida, Lamiales, Lamiaceae. The transcript has 5 exons. The coding region runs from base 140 to 691 and encodes 183 amino acids. Gene Ontology annotation, biological process: mRNA splicing, via spliceosome. The record is from RefSeq and is a predicted model, not a curated record. Gene Ontology annotation, cellular component: U12-type spliceosomal complex.